Messenger RNA from Botrytis deweyae, 429 nucleotides. RefSeq lists its product as uncharacterized. The record is from RefSeq and is a predicted model, not a curated record. Bases 1 to 429 code for a protein of 142 amino acids. The transcript has 3 exons. Lineage: Eukaryota; Fungi; Ascomycota; Leotiomycetes; Helotiales; Sclerotiniaceae.
AUGAAGACACUCUUGUUCAUUCCACUCCUGCUAAUCAGCAGUGUAACUGCUCUCACAUUACCUACCGAGGAAACUCGACGAGACACCUCUACCUAUUACUCUAUCGGUGAAAACGAGCUCGGUACCGUUUAUUCCACCAUCAAACCCACCGAGAAACGACAAGAUUCUGAAUGGUACGCAAUCAGCACCAACGAACACGGAACCGUAUAUUCCAGCAUCAAACCUUCAUCCGUGAAGCGCGAUGAAUCUGGAGUAUCCAGUCUAGCCGACUACCAAGAUUGGAUGGCCAAGCAAGGCUUGACUUCUCGAGAACUAUCUGAAGUAGAAAAACGUCUCACAAAUUACGAGGCAUUGUACAAUUGCAUGGCGCUUUGUGGAACGAGACUUGCGGCUGCGACUGGCGAUACCAUGAGCUAUCGCGUUCAAUAG